UUGUGGCCAGGGUAUGCUGUCUACUCGGUGACCGGCACCGUUGAGCUGUUAGGCAUCAAGAAGCGCCUUUUUAUUCCCCUUCCUAGCGUCUCCAGUCGUCAACGGGGGGCUCUCUUUCGUCUCGGUUACCACUCCACUCCACUCCAGUAGAAGCCCAAAUUCGGGUCACGGGAAUUCAGAUGGGAACAUCCCAAGGAGGAAAGACGGUUGACCACUCGGCUGGGAGGGGAAAGUGGUCUUGUCACUCCUAUCAUUGGGUCGAAAUGGACUGAGCAUCCUUCCCGAGUGUCACAAGAGCCGUCCUCUCCACCUGCCCAGGACCCCUUGAUGUUUCCAAGUGGGAGCCCAAGGUCGGCGACUUACCGACAUGGGCGUCCCGGUGUGUUGGCGUGGGAGGGUGUGGUAUGAUUUUGGUGAGAUAUCCACCCAAGCUGCCGGGACUCACGGGUGGGUGGGCGAGGUUGCGGACCAUGUCAUAAAAGUCAGGCAAGGUAUCCGCGAUCCGGAAUACCCUGGAGAGACAUACUAUAUGCUCGGUAAGCCCUGAUCCAUAGUGACGAUGGUGCCCACACCAACCAUGUCACCGGUACUGGCGGUAUCCAAGCGCUCGAGGAACAAACAGGCGUAAUCAAGGUAUUGUUCAAGGCCUGAAAAGUGGCACUCUGUAAGUGGCCUGUGGGUGAUUCGUUCAGCCCUGGCUUUCUGCAGUUUGCGCCCGUUCCGAACCUGGGAGGGGGUAUUGGUAUCCUUAGGACUGUUGCUGGUUGUUGUAUAUAAAAUCCCUCGACUGCUGUUGAUGCUGAUCGUCUAUCUCCGCAUUACCUCUUUAUCUAUUUCGAAUUACUUGGUAACUAGACCAGUUACACAGACUCUACCAACUUCUACCCUGCAAGUCCUAUCGACCGCUGAAGAACUCUGGAGUUGGCCAUGACUCCUCUCUCAGAGUUCAUCUUCCUCUCCGUUCUUGGGAGCAUCUUUACGCUCAUAGUGUCUACGCCAUGGAGGCCAUGGAUCAUGAAGCGCCUGUCUCAGCACACCAUUCCGUCCUUCAAUCUUUUCAAAGGAUUCACUCGAUCCGGCAGAGUCUUUUCAGAUUCGACGAACGCCCACAAUUCAACAGGCGCCUUCAAUAAACAGAAGCUCGACACCAUCCACGACCUGUCUGACUGCCACGAGGUCGCAUCAUCAUUCUCCACCCUUGUUCAGCAGGAUGGAGCUGGUUACUGGCCUCCGAGAUCCAAUCACAAUGAAAAGACAUGGCCCGCAUGCCUCCAGGCAUACAAAGACAUCUACCAUGAGAUGGCUCCCCUCCUACCAGCGGAGAAUGCAUCUCUUAACGACAACAUCAACGAAAGGCGCAUAUUCGAGUUCAGGACACGCUUCGUUCAGCUUCUGAGUCAAAAGGUUGACCUGGCUGAAGUUCAGAGACUGCUGCAAGCGGCCGAUGCUGGAAGAUGGGAUGUCUUCCCCAGGGAUGCUUACAAUGGGUUCUACUGCUGUGUGGCUUGGUGUAGACAUGCUUAUAGAUGGGCAAGCAUCCCAGUAGUCCGCCUCGCCCAACUCGAAAAGUCCAUUGCCCUCCCCAUGGAGCUCGUCACGCCCUGGAACUCCAUGCAGUCGCACUUCGGUCUCGAUUCCGAAUCCGGAAACAACAUGUCUAGCCUGGUUCUCAACUUCAACCCAGCUGGAGGCUACGCCCUCAAGAUCAAUACCGGCCUCUCGACUCUUAUUCAGUCCUCAGAGGAGGAAUUUGCCCGCAUCUUUCAGGAGGUCGAAGUGCUAGGGGUACCAAUCUACUGCUCCAUUGUCGAAAGUAUCGUGGCAUACGCCCGGGGCGACAAGGAGUCUUGUCUCGAACAUGUCCGUGACAUCAAAGGCCAGCUACGCCCUUUGCUAAGCAGCUACUACGACCGAGUUCACGACGCCAAGAUUGCGAGGUCAGUGUGGUUGAGCCGCGUUCAAGGGUUUUAUGCCUGGGGCGUGGGACACCAGAAUAAGACCAGUGGAGAGUGGGAGAAGUUUGAUGGGCUGAGUGGAAAUCAGGUCUUGCUGUUCCAAGCCCUGGAUGCGUUUUUGGGAUUGGAGGCGUACCUGCCCAGGCUGAUCCAGGAAAGAAAUGUCCCUCUCUUGCAGAGAAGAUUCUGCAAAGUGGUCAAGAAGCAUGCCUUUAGGGGCCAGUUGGCGGAUGAGGGGGUUGAUGGAAAGAUCAAGAAGGAGUUCGAGGAUAUUGUUAAAAGGCUGAGGGUCUUUCGAUCUGCGCACCGUACCAGAGCCAAGGUGUAUCUCACACAGCCCGCACCCGAGAGAUUGCCCAUGACAGCGGGCAAGUCGCUGCUCAAGGAGGAUAUGGACCAGAGCUUGCUGUUUUUGGAUCAGUUCAUGGUCGGCAGGUUGCAACAGACGGUAUAGGUAGUGGAUGGUACAUGCACACUCUUUUUGUUUAUUGUGUAACUGGUAGGGAUAGAAGCUGGGUUAUGAGACGGACAUACUGGCGCAAGUCACUGGACUGGGAAUUUGUCUUGUUAUAUACCAUGGUCAUAAGAAAUGGAAACUUGUGUAGCG
Molecule: messenger RNA, 2562 nt
Organism: Podospora bellae-mahoneyi
Lineage: Eukaryota; Fungi; Ascomycota; Sordariomycetes; Sordariales; Podosporaceae
Exons: 3
Coding region: 928-2409 (493 amino acids)
Biological process (GO): 'de novo' NAD+ biosynthetic process from L-tryptophan
Cellular component (GO): cytoplasm
Molecular function (GO): metal ion binding; indoleamine 2,3-dioxygenase activity; heme binding
Source: RefSeq, a predicted model, not a curated record